Molecule: messenger RNA, 1125 nt
Organism: Nelumbo nucifera (sacred lotus)
Lineage: Eukaryota; Viridiplantae; Streptophyta; Magnoliopsida; Proteales; Nelumbonaceae
Source: RefSeq, a predicted model, not a curated record
UUCUCCAUACACACUCGAUAGAAGCAAAAACAGAAAACACAGUGACAACAUAACCAUAUAUGGCAACCAUGUAUCUAACUAAGAACGCUUUCUUCAAAAUGUCAAGGGCCUUCCCUCAGAGCCCUUCUCUUUCCUUCCGAUCUUUUCACGCCCGUACCCGUAGAGUCUCGAGAGUUUCCUUCACUCCUGUUUCCAAGUACUCAGAGGGUCGUAAUGCAGCAGAUGAUAUGAGCGAUGCAGCUUCUAUCAUUGCCGACAGCAUCAACAAAUCCAUGAGAGAAGCUGGGCGCUAUGCUUCCGGCAUGCCUGAAAGAGAAAAGGAAACCAUGUAUGACGGCAUGGAUAAUGCAAACAAGUAUGGGAAUGACAUGAACGACGACAUGACGAACAACACGGCGUGGUCGGCGGUCGACAAGGCUAAAGAAGGAACCCAGAGGGCAAACCAAACUGCAGAGGACAUGAUGAACAAGACGAGGGACACGGCUUCGUCGGCAGUUGACAGGACCAAGGAAGGAAUGAACCGAGCAAAGGAAACCGCACAGGACAUGGGGAACAGGACCAGCGGCAUGGCUGGGUCGGCUGUCGACAAGGCCAAGGAAGGAACGCAGCGAGCAAGCGAAACUGCAGAGGACAUGAGGAACAAAACGGGUGAGACGGCUUCGUCGGCAGCUGACAGGGCCAAGGAAGGAAUGAACCGAGCGAGGGAAAUCGCACAGGACAUUGGGAACAAGACGAGCAGCAUGGCUGGGGCGCCCGUCGACAAGGCGAAGGAAGGAACGCAGCGAGCAUGGGAAACUGCACAGGACGUGACAAACAAGACGGGUGGGAUGGCCGGAACGGCGGUGGAUAAGACAAAGGAAGGAGCGAGUCGGGUGACAGGAACAGCACAGGACGUGGCAAGCAAGACGGGCGACGUUGCGGGUUCAGUGGCAGAAAGGGCGAAGCAGACGGUGCAGGGUGCAUGGGAGGCGGCCAAGGACACAACCAACAAGGUGAAAGAAACGGUGGUGGGGAAGGCGGAGGAAGUUGAGGAGUCGGCGGCGGAUGACGAUAUCGAAGAUCUGAGGAGGAAUGCGGGAGCGGGACGUUAUUAUAAGGAGUGAAGGACGUAAUUCGCUUUGCUUU